This is a messenger RNA of Ceratosolen solmsi marchali, 1843 nucleotides long. RefSeq names its product mitoguardin (gene Miga). Lineage: Eukaryota; Metazoa; Arthropoda; Insecta; Hymenoptera; Agaonidae. Gene Ontology annotation, biological process: mitochondrial fusion. The transcript has 10 exons. The record is from RefSeq and is a predicted model, not a curated record. Bases 158 to 1720 code for a protein of 520 amino acids.
GAGUUUAAUACAAUUCAUGAUUUAUUUGCUGAUAAAUUUAUUGAAAUUAUACAUUUUUUCGUGACUUGAUUCUAUAGAAAAAACGUAAUAGGUAACGAAAACAAAUUUUAUGCCAUGGAUUUAUUUAAUUUUUAAGAAAGUAAGAAGAUAGUAAAAAAUGAACAUGUUUAUUUUAAACGACCAAGAUUUCUUAGGAAAGUUUUGCAUUCCUUAUAUUUCAUUGCCAAAAAUUAACCUUUCACGAUCCCAGAAGGUUUUAAUUAUUUGCUUCACAAGUGGUACGUUAUUACUUGGAAGCUUGGCACAAUUAUUAAAAAGACGUAGAAGACAUUCUAUUCCUCCAUCCAGGCGACAUUUAAGAGAUUCAAAACAAAAGUUAAUUCAUUCAAAGGCUUCUAAUUUUGAUGCAAUUUCUCAAGUGUCUUGGACACGAAGAAGCGAAACAAGUACUCGUAGUGUCGUUAGUGAUAGACUAUCUAUGAUAUCUUCAGUAGCCGGAGGUUUUGAAGGAGAUAUUAAAUUAACUCCUCAACAGUAUGGAGUCCUUGGUUUGGAAGCAUUGGAAAAGGCUCUAUACUGUUGGGAAGAUGCGCUUACAGCAUUUAGCUCAGAGCUCAAUAAUGAUACCAUAGUAUUGCCUUCGAAUGCCGAUGCUGCUUUUACGCGAGAUGUACAAGAACUGCUUGAUUUAGGUUAUCAAAUACAAAACAAUGCUGAACUGCUUUUUAUAGAUCAGCAUUCUGUACUAUUCCGUAAUGAAAAUGAAAGUGAAGAAAGUCACAAGCUUUCAACUGUGGGACCUACAUUAUCUAUGAGUAAAGAUCCUACAUCAUCUCCUGAAUCUUAUGUAUCUGCAAAAGAUGGCGUAGCAGAUUUGCGAGAAUUUGAAGAAUUUUCAGAAUACUUCCCUCAUUUUGAACAGCAAAAACUUUAUCAUGCAGCGUUAAAACAACAUGAGGAUAAAGGAAUUUCAUGCAGGAUGAGUAAAAACGGAUUAGAUAAAAGAUUGCAUACUGAUUUAGUUAAAUGUGGAUCAGAUGUAGAAUAUUUAGCCAAAGUACAUUGUUUACGUCAAGCAUUUUCUCGACUCUUUAGUCUACCAGGUGCAUCAGCAUGGGUUGCUGAUGUUGGUCGACAACUAAUAAGCGAUUUAAUUAUUUUUGCUGAUAGAGAUCCAAAAGAAUAUUUGGUGCACUAUGAGAAAAUGCUUGAGUUUCUUAGCAAAGACACCAAUCUUCUUAUUAUGGAAGAAGAAUUAGGUAUGCGAGGAGUGAAGUAUAUUAAUUUUUAUGACGUAGUAAUAGAUUUUGUAUUAUUGGAUGCAUUUGAAGAAGUUGAAAAACCACCAUCUUCUAUAAAGGCAAUACUUCAUAAUAGAUGGAUAUCAGCAAGUUUCCGAGAAACGGCGAUUGGUACAGCAGUGUGGUCAGUACUAAUGGGUAAAAGACAAAUGCUUAAAUACUCAAAAGGAUUUAUGGCGCAUUUUUAUUCAAUUUCAGAACAAGUUACUCCUGUAUUAAUUUGGGGUUUUUUAGGUCCAGAGAGUAGUUUGCGAUCUAAUUGUUAUUAUUUUAGGGAACAAAUAAUUGAAUUUUUAAUUGAUAUCUUUAAUUUAUUCAAAGUUAGAUACACAAAUGUGGAUAAUCUUGCUGAAGACAUACUUAGAGAAAUGAAGAUACAUGUAGAAAAUAUUAACCAAAGGCUUUCUUUAGAAAGUUAAGUUAUCGACAAAUGUACAUAUUUAUUAUUGAUUUCAAAUGGAAUUAAGCUUUAAAUCAAUAACUAUUCUAUUACUCCAGUAAUAAACUAUAAUAUAUAAGUAUGACUAAUUGCAAAUACUAAA